Molecule: messenger RNA, 2501 nt
Organism: Pyrus x bretschneideri (Chinese white pear)
Lineage: Eukaryota; Viridiplantae; Streptophyta; Magnoliopsida; Rosales; Rosaceae
Product: inorganic pyrophosphatase TTM2
Exons: 12
Coding region: 225-2216 (663 amino acids)
Cellular component (GO): cytoplasm
Molecular function (GO): kinase activity; ATP binding
Source: RefSeq, a predicted model, not a curated record
UCUCUUGUUAGACUGCUCUCUUUCUCUCCUCGAUAGUUUGCAGUUUCUCAAGAACUCCAGAGGGAUUUUCCCUCUAUUUCCAGGAAGGAAAAUAUCAACGAUGCCUUAAAUAUUGCUGCAAAGCAGAGACCGACCUCGAUAGCGUGGCCAGGCUCCUUCUGAGUAUUUGUUGCUGAACUCACUUCGACUCAUUGCCAAAUAAAAAGAAAGCCAACAUAAAAGAAAUGGCUCAAGAUAUGUCUGGUGCUGAUUCACACCAAAGACGGCAAGGCCUUUUAAAAGAUCAAGUUCGAUUGGUUAAGAGAAAGGAUUCUUCUCAUUACGAGAUUGCACCAAUCCAAAGUCCUUUGUCAUUUGAGAAGGGUUUCUUUAUAUUAAUCCGUGCAUGCCAGUUGUUGGCUCAAAAGAAUGAAGGAAUAGUAUUGGUAGGAGUUGCUGGUCCUUCUGGGGCUGGAAAGACUAUAUUUACAGAAAAGAUAGUCAACUUUAUGCCCAGCGUUGCUGUCAUAUCAAUGGACAACUACAAUGAUGCCAGUCGGAUUGUCGAUGGCAACUUUGAUGAUCCACGCUUGACAGACUACGACACAUUGCUCCAGAAUGUCAAUGAUUUAAAAGCAGGGAAACCGGUUGAGGUUCCAGUUUAUGACUUCAAGUCUAGUUCCCGCACAGGAUACCGGACAGUUGAAGUCCCAAGCUCCCGUAUUGUGAUCAUUGAGGGCAUCUAUGCUUUGAGUGAAAAGUUGCGACGUUAUCUGGAUCUACGAGUAUCAGUCACAGGCGGUGUUCACUUUGACCUUGUCAAAAGGGUUUUACGGGACAUACAAAGAGCUGGCCAAGAACCAGAAGAAAUAAUACAUCAAAUAUCUGAAACUGUAUAUCCAAUGUACAAGGCAUUUAUUGAGCCAGACCUUCAAACAGCACAUAUAAAAAUUAUCAACAAAUUUAACCCAUUUACUGGAUUUCAGAGUCCCACUUACAUUUUGAAGUCAGCAAAGAACUUGUCUGCGGAUCAAAUUAAGGCUGUGUUUUCUGAAGAUCACACAGAAGCAAAGGAGGAGACGUAUGAUAUAUACCUUCUACCACCUGGUGAAGAUCUCGAAGCUUGCCAAUCAUAUCUGAGGAUGCGGGAUAAAGAUGGGAAAUAUAGUCUAAUGUUUGAGGAAUGGGUGACAGAUAAUCCAUUUGUUAUAUCACCAAGAAUAACUUUUGAGGUCAGCGUGCGUCUUCUUGGUGGACUAAUGGCCUUGGGUUACACCAUUGCAACUAUCCUUAAAAGGAGCAGCCAUGUAUUCUCCAACGAUGGAGUGUGUGUAAAAAUUGAUUGGUUAGAGCAACUAAAUCGUCGAUAUAUUCAGGUGCAAGGAAAAGAUCGGGUAGUUGUAAGGUGUGUUGCCGAGCAGCUUGGCUUGGAAGGUUCAUACAUUCCUCGUACAUACAUUGAACAGAUUCAACUGGAAAAGCUUGUCAAUGAGGUCAUGGCUUUGCCAGAUGAUUUGAAGACGAGGCUUAGCCUAGAUGAGGACCUUGUUUCAAGCCCUAAAGAAGCACUUUCCAGAGCCUCUGCAGAUAGAGUUGCCAUGAGAAUUAAGAAUCUCAAGAGUGGUAUGUCGCAGUCAUAUACAAGCCAACGGGACAAAAGUACAUCUAAGCUUACCGGGUAUUCUUCCAGCAGUCAAGGGUUUGAUGAGAGAAAUACAGAGUCAUCAGCAACGCUAGCAAGCCAGGGAGUAGCUACUCAGCUUUCAGAACAAAUGUCUUCGCUGAAUGAUAGAAUGGAUGACUUUACAAAUCGAAUCGAAGAGCUGAAUUCCAAGCUGACCAUGAAGAACUCUCCUAGCCAACAAAACAUGGCUCUUCAAGCUGAAAACUGCAAUGGCUCUGUUCCCACGUCUUAUUUCAUGUCUGGCUUAGGCAACGGUUCGUUAACUGGGGCGAUAAUGCCUAAUUCCUCCUCUUCCUCACAGGUGACUAAGGAGUCUUCAGUAGUGGAAGAGAUGUCAAGCGUUGCACGGGGACAACGUCAAAUCAUGCAUCAGUUAGACAAUCUCAGCAAUCUUCUCCGGGAUAGUAUGGGAGAGAGACCUCGUCCGGUAAAAACUAACAGCAGGAAGAACAUCGUAGCCCAACCCGAACCCUUGACAGUUCCUCUUGCAGCAACGCUUGCCGUUGGCGUUCUAGGAGUGAUCAUAUACAAGGGUAUCCUAACUAGGAACUGAUGCUGUUUCAAAAUUUUAUCAGACUCAUCAACUUUCACUUUAAUUUGCUUAACCUCGUUUUGGUCCCUCUUAUGUUUGUUGCGGUUCUACCCUUCUGGUCGGGAGAGACAACAUAUAGAGAUGCUAAGCAUAAGCUAUCUAGCUUUCUGAUCUCUGAGACUGAGAGUUUGUAGAGAAGGGUGCCUUGGCAAUUUUGAAGUUUUGUGGGGCUAUUUUGAAAUUUGCUAAUUUUAACAUAUCCAAAGGCAGAUAUUGAAAUUGAGAAAUUUCACAGUUAAUGAUCAA